GUGUUAUGGCGUCGGUCUGUGACGUUUAUAGGCCGACUCGAUAUCUUAGUUUUAAAAAUAUUUAACAUCGGUGUUUUAUAGUCAGUUCCAUCUCUAAGUUAAUUGUGCCGUAUAAUUAAUGUGUGGAAGUGUUUUCCAGUGAAUAUGUGCUAAAAUUAAAAAGAAAUUAACAAAUGAUACUAGGUGGACUGUGAACUGCUGCUGCUGACAUACCCUCCGAGUAAAAAACAAAAUAUUAUGUACAAACAAUUAGUAAAAUAGUUUUAAUUUUUGCCGAGAGCUCUAAUUGGAUCAAUUCAGUGUAUUUUGUUCGCCACAAAACAAUACAUGUAAAAUUGUGGAUAAAAUUAUCAACGGAACUAAGCACAACGCCAUCUUUACACGAACAGUGAUACUAAUACCGCUACACUUACAAUUAAUAAGAAAAUGCCUAAGUGCGGGUACUGUGGUAAAUUUUUGUCCAACGUGGACUGUGUGAGGUGUUCAAAAUGCGCAAAUAAUUAUCAUCGUGCUUGCUGUUCUGUACCGACGGGGACAACACCUCAAGGAUGGGCGUGCCAAGGCUGCAAAGUCAAAACCAAACCAGACCCGACGUCAUCCUCGAGGGCAUCAAAAACGUUAUGUGGUGAUAUGUCGUCAGAAAAGUCAACCCCUCAAUCAGAUCUAAGUGAGAAUACACCCACAACGAACAACCACAUGCUACGGGAGUUUAUGCAGGAGAUAAGAGAUCUGCGCAGUGAGCUGAGCAAAACAAGAACUGAGAUUGCGGACUGCAGGAGGGAGAUUCUCGACUUCAAAGCAGAGCUGCAUUCAUGCGGCGCACGUUUAACUGCCUUGGAAGACAAAGUGUCUACACUGGAGACAAGCUGCGAAGUAAAAUCUCCCGGCAAUGUGGAGAAGCUCGAAAACACGAUUACCGAAUUGAAGCGACAAUUGAACGAGCGUGAACAAGAAUCUCUGCAUAACGAUCUGGAAAUCUCCGGCCUACCUGAAGAAAAAAAUGAAAACAUCUUGCAUGUAACCGGGCUUAUAGCUGUAAAGCUAGGCAUGAAGUUGGAGGACCGAGAUGUUGUAUUCGCGGAGCGGGUGGGCUUCCCGCGGCGCAACCGCGCCGCUGAGGACGCGACCGCGUCGCCGCGCCCGCGCGCCAUCGUCGUCAGGCUGGCGCGCCGAGCCCUGCGCGAUGACUUGCUGCGUGCUGCGCGUGUGCGCCGCGGCCUCACCUCGGCCGACAUCAGCAUGCCGGGGGAGCCGCGCCGGUUCUUCGUCAACGAGCGUCUCACGCGGCUGAACCGACAGCUGUUUGGCAUGGCGCGGGAAGCGGCAUCACGCGCCCAGUGGAAAUAUGUUUGGACGAGAAAUGGUAACAUUUUUGCUAGAAAGGAUGACGGUAAGGUAGCCGAACGAAUUAAAAAUGAAAAUGACAUAAAGAAAAUUUUUAUAUCUUGAUUUGUUGGUCUAUGUAUUUUUUGCUAUUUUUUUCUAUUAUCUUGUAUGAAGUUGAUUGUAUUCAGUAUGUCAUUCAGUUGAAUAUUGCUUUAUUCAAUAUGCCACAACAAUGUUACUUUUUCACAAAAAAACAUUAUUUGCUCCAUAUUUAUGUCUUUUUUACAUUUGCAAUCGCAGAAUAUUGUCUUUGUAGCACCUCUUUGCCGUUUAGAAUAUUUUUUUACUUUAUAAUUAUUUUAAUCGAAUAUGUUUUGUGUUGCGUUGCAAUGCUGAUUGUCCGAGUUUUCACUAAAUAUUCUCCUUGUAAUAUAUCUUUUCCGUUUAUAAUCUUUUUUUUCUUUAUACGUAUUUUAAUCGACUAUGUUUUGUGUUGCGUUUCAAUGCUGAUUGUCCGGGUUUUUACUUACAAUAAAGCUCAAUUUAUUCAUUUUCGCAUAAUACAAUUAUUAGUGGCAGUACAAAUUUUAAAGUUGAUCAUGCGCACACUAUCGAAACGUUUUUUUUUAUUUACUCUAAUAGGCGUUGUUAUUCUUACUAAUUCUUUUUGUUUUUUUUUUUGGUUAAAUGUAAAUAUUUCAAUUUUUUAUUGUAAUUGUUUUGUUCAUAGGCCUUAAAUUAUACUAUAGAUUUGGUUUUCUCAACGUCUGCUCGUUAAAUACGAAUCACGAGGAAUUUAUCGCAGCGAUGGAACGUCACUCGGUGGACAUAAUGGCGCUGAACGAGACAUGGCUGCGUACGGGAGAAGAGGGCUGCGCGCCUCGUUUGCCCGGCUACAGUCUGCGCCACACGCCGCGGCCGCUGAGCGUGCGCAAUGGCCGCGGCGGAGGCGUUGGGUUCUACAUAAGGCAUGGCAUAAAUGUGCACACUUAUCACCAUCCGGUGGAUCCUUCGCACACGUCUGUGGAACAGAUGUGGUUAACUCUUAACACUGGGACAGGAAAACUUGCUAUCGGAACAGCAUAUCGCCCGCCUUGGCUCGACGUUGAUUUAUUUUUCGAUGCAAUCACAUUAACUAUAAGUUCGUUAGCUUCGUGUGAUUUUUUUAUUUUGCUCGGCGAUUUUAACAUAAAUAUUCUUGGUUUAAAUGAUAGUAAGGUUCAUAAACUUAAAAUAUUUUUAAGCAGUGUAGAUCUGCAGCAAAUAGUUAUGUCUCCUACACAUUACACGGACCAUAGCGAAUCCAUCAUAGAUAUAAUAUGUACAAAUACUGGAACGCAACAUGUUACGUUGGAACCAGUUGCGCCCCUUAGCAAUCAUGUAAUGUUAACUUGUGAAGUAUGCUGUAAAAGAGAAAAAACAUUUCCGAGAAGACUUAUAUACAGACCUCUUAAUGACGUACCGAUUGAUAUACUUAAUUCUUGUUUAGACUCAAUUAGCUGGAAUUCAUUGGAACAAAUGUGUGAUGUUAACCAAAUAGUGAAUACGUUUAAUUCUCAUAUUAUUACUUUAUUAGAUUUAAUAGCUCCCAUAAAAAGAAUUGUACUUAAGGAGCAACCUCAUCCAUGGGUAACAGACAAUAUAAAGCUUAUGAUCCGAUUACGGAAUGCUGCUCACUCGCGAUAUUUGAAAUCAAAAAUGGAGUCACAUAGGACGUAUUAUAAAAAUCUUAAAACUAUAGUUGUACAAUCAAUUCAUCAUGAAAAGAAAGCAUACUUCAAUCAGUAUAUAAAUAAUAAUUUAAAUAAACCAAAAAUGCUAUGGCGCAACUUAAAAUCAUCUGUUUUGCCUCCUAAACAAAAUUAUCAUUUACCUGCGCAUCUGACAGAUCCCAACAUAAUUAACAAACAUUUUCUUGAUAUACCCGGGACCUCCUCUGUUUCGCCCUCAGUUUUAUUGUUUUUCAAUAGCAACCGUUUUAUAGGAGAUAUAAAAUUCUCCCUUCAUUAUGUUGAACAAGACAUUAUUUCGAAAAUUAUACUAAACCUUAAAUCGAAAGCAGAGGGCAUAGAUGGGAUCUCUCUGGGAAUGCUACUUAGAACCUUGCCACAGUCACUAGGUGCUAUCGCAUCUAUCGUUAAUUGUUCAAUAGUAACUUCUACCUUUCCAGACGUCUGGAAGACGGCCAUCGUUAGGCCACUGCCUAAAAACUCAAACCCACAGGAACCUAAGGACCUACGACCCAUUAGUAUAUUACCCUGUUUGUCAAAAAUUGUUGAGAAAGCUGUUGCGAUGCAACUUAGGGAAUACCUUGAAAGUAACAAAAUACUUUCCGAAUUUCAGUCUGGAUUUAGAAAAAACCAUAGCACAACCACAGCUCUUCUAGAUGUUACAGACAAUAUUAUUAAUGCACAGGAUGCUGGUAUGUGUACCUUACUAGUACUUCUAGAUUUUUCAAGGGCCUUUGAUUGCAUGAAUACUCAAUUACUACUAGCUAAGAUGACAUAUUAUGGUUUUGAUCCCGAUACGGUCAGUUGGUUUCAUAGCUACCUUACGGGUCGUGGUCAAUAUGUUGAAAUCACUCAAGUAGACGGUCGACCGCUUCGUUCAACGUAUAGCCCCUUAACAAGAGGAACUCCGCAGGGAACGAUCUUAUCUCCUCUAUUAUUUAUACUCUACACAACAGAUAUCGUAAACUGUAUAAAAUCUUGCAGAUAUCACUUAUACGCGGACGAUUUACAAAUAUAUAUUUCUUUUAAAUCUAACGAAUGGCGCUCGGCAGUGCAGUCGCUUAACGAGGACCUUGGUAGAAUAUUGGAAUGGUCAACAAAUAAUUGUCUAAUUCUUAAUCCUACUAAAACAAAGUAUAUAGUAUUCGGAUCGAAAUUUCAUGUAAAUAAUGUUCCCCUUAAUUGUGAAGUGAAGUUAGGUGCUGAGGUUUUAGAACGUGUCUUUGAGGCUCGUAACCUCGGCUUAGAGUUGGACUCAAAUUUGCGAUACGAGAACCAUAUAUCAAAGGUAGUCCGCAACUGUUUUUAUAGAUUAAAAGUCCUGUAUAAGGUUCGACAGUAUCUAAGUGAAGAACUUCGGGUACGCCUAGUAGACUCUCUCGUUCUAUCUAAAUUAAAUUAUUCCGACACAGUUUACGGCCCAUGCUUGUAUGUAAGAACAGAAAAGUUGAUUCAACGGGUUCAAAAUGCCUGCGCUCGCUUUUGUUUUAGAAUUCCACCCCGUAGUCACGUAACACUCUUUUUGAAUCAACACAACAUUUUAAACAUGAGAUACCGCAGACAGCACCAUUUAGCAUGUCUACUUUUUGGCAUUUUGAGAUCGCAGACACCUAGUUAUCUUAGCAGCAAAUUAGAAUGGAGCAGAGGGAACAUCAGCGGUAAUCGCAGUCGCCACCUAAAAAUACCGCGACAUAGAUCCGCAAUGUUUAGAGGCAGCUUUCGAUAUGCAGCAACCAAAUGCUGGAAUAACAUCCCACCACCAAUUAGGAACGCACAAACGAAAUCGUCGUUUAGAUUUAAAAUCAGACUUUUUCUUAUGGAAAUCC
Molecule: messenger RNA, 4882 nt
Organism: Parnassius mnemosyne (clouded apollo)
Lineage: Eukaryota; Metazoa; Arthropoda; Insecta; Lepidoptera; Papilionidae
Source: the annotation of a GenBank genome assembly